Molecule: messenger RNA, 912 nt
Organism: Penicillium waksmanii
Lineage: Eukaryota; Fungi; Ascomycota; Eurotiomycetes; Eurotiales; Aspergillaceae
Exons: 2
Coding region: 1-912 (303 amino acids)
Biological process (GO): regulation of intracellular pH
Cellular component (GO): vacuole; membrane
Source: RefSeq, a predicted model, not a curated record
AUGCCUCGCCCCACGUCUCUCCAGGACGCUUUACCUGCCACAGACGUCACUUCAAUAUCUUCACGGUGGACUCGUUUGAGCGAUAAACUCAGGAGAGUCUUCCGGGGCGCAGACCCGCGGGUCUGCGCUGCUUUCUGGCUAUUCGGCCUGGUCAACAAUGUCCUCUAUGUGAUUCUACUCUCCGCAGCGCUCGACCUCGUCGGCCCCGAUAUCCCUAAAGGCCUCGUCCUCCUGGCGGAUAUUAUACCCUCCUUCGCGACCAAGCUGAUCGCCCCGUACUUCAUCCACCUCGUACCAUACUCUACCCGAGUCCUGAUCUUCGUCUUCCUCUCAGUCGUCGGCAUGCUCAUCGUGGCCAUGAGCCCGAGUUAUACAGAUGGGGGAACGAUCGCAUCCAAGGUUGCAGGAAUCAUCCUGGCGAGUCUCUCGGCUGGAGGUGGCGAACUUAGCUUCGUCGGACUGACACAUUUCUACGGACCGUUCAGCUUGGCCGCUUGGGGAAGUGGUACCGGGGCCGCGGGCUUAGUCGGUGCUGGCGCAUAUGCCCUUGCGACGUCAGCCCUGAAUAUAUCGGUCCAUGUGACUCUAUUUGCCUCUGCGCUUUUGCCAAGUGUUAUGGCUCUUGCUUUCUUCGUUGUUUUGCCCAGAGCGCCUUUACAAUCGUCCGGUUCGGCGGCUACAGAAGGGUCUGGGUCUUACUAUGCGGUUGAAAGAGAUGAACAUCCCAAUGAUGAUGAAAUGGACGUAGAUAGACACAAUGAGCAAGACGACUCGGGAGAAUCGCAGGGCCUUCUUGCUGUUUCGGCGCAUUCGGAUACCCUGAAAUCGGUGCAUACUACGGAAUACAGUACUUGGUCAGAGCGCACGAGAAUGAACUUGCGUCGUCUAGGGAAACUUUUCUUUCCAUUGUAA